GAUUUUGAAAGUCAUUUGUGAAAUUUCGGCUGGAACACUGGUUGAUUUUUAUAUAGUGCUUCUGAAUAAGUACUUUCGGUUGUUAUUUUAGAUACUUAUUAAGAUUCUUAGAAAGUAUUCAUUUGAAAAGGAUCCUGUCAGUUAUUUAUUCCGCCUAUUUGACUAUUACAGAUGGCAUCCAUGGCUAAAUUGACGAUUAUCUUUUUUGCUGCUCUAUUCAUUGCAUCACUUUUGAAUUCAUCUAGUGCGAUUCCCGCUAUCGGCAAGCGUUAUGACAACAAAAUUCUUUCAGAUACUUUAACCGGUCUUGAUUUCAUCCAAAUUUGUCUAAACAAUUGUGCACAAUGCAAGAAGAUGUUUGGUAACUAUUUCCAAGGACAAACUUGUGCUGAAUCAUGUCUCAAAUUCAAAGGAAAAGCAAUUCCGGAUUGUGAAGAUAUCGGAUCUAUUGCACCAUAUCUGAAUACUUUCGAGUAAAAACCAAAUUGGAUGCACUCCGCGAAUUAGGAAUUGGAGCAGACCGUUGCAAACAAUGGACUAAUGGAAUCUACAAGAACAAUAAUAUAAAAAAUUAAUCACUGGCGCUUCUAUGCUUGAUGUAAAGUGUUAUUAGCUUUCAGUUUCGGAUUAUAGUUUUUCAAUGAUUGCUGGAAAGCGUAGGUGUUGCAAUCAAGAUUUGCAGAGAGCUAUGUCGAGGUUACAAUGAAGCUAGACGAGUAAAUCCCACAGCCUAGUAUCCAUGUGCAAGCGGUUUAAAUUUGGAGAAAGUGAUUGUGUUUUUUGUAAUUUGUUUCAAUUCAUCCAAAGAUUCUUAAUUUUAGGUGAUAUUUUCAUUUAUAAGUGUAGAUUAUAUUUAUCAAAAAUGUUCCUAUUGAUUUAUGAUAAUCAAGUAUUAUACAUAUUAUGACGUAACGUAAUUUAUAAUAAAUGUUUUCUUACGAAGAAUAAGCAUAA
Messenger RNA from Hermetia illucens (black soldier fly), 954 nucleotides. RefSeq names its product eclosion hormone. Gene Ontology annotation, biological process: neuropeptide signaling pathway; ecdysis, chitin-based cuticle. The transcript is spliced from 3 exons. Gene Ontology annotation, molecular function: ecdysis-triggering hormone activity. NCBI's taxonomy places the organism in Eukaryota, Metazoa, Arthropoda, Insecta, Diptera, Stratiomyidae. The record is from RefSeq and is a predicted model, not a curated record. Bases 172 to 477 code for a protein of 101 amino acids.